Molecule: messenger RNA, 852 nt
Organism: Necator americanus (New World hookworm)
Lineage: Eukaryota; Metazoa; Nematoda; Chromadorea; Rhabditida; Ancylostomatidae
Exons: 2
Coding region: 1-852 (283 amino acids)
Molecular function (GO): structural constituent of cuticle
Source: RefSeq, a predicted model, not a curated record
AUGGAGGACAAGCUCAAGCUCGUCGAAGCCGAGUCGGUAAAGAAGUUCGCCUUCUUCGGCGUUGCCGUCUCAACUGUAGCCACAUUAACAGCUAUUGUGGCUGUACCAAUGCUCUGCAUGUACAUGCAGAACGUACAGUCCGGUCUACAGGACGAGAUCAACUUCUGCCGUACUCGUGCCGAGGGUCUGCGCGGCGAGUACACUAAGAUCGAGUCGUUCCGCAAAGUUGAAGCUCGUGAAAAGAGGCAAACAUACCAAUGUUGCUCUUGUGGAAUGGGACCUGCUGGACCAGUAGGAAAUCCUGGCCAAGACGGAGCCCCAGGAAACGACGGACGACCUGGAGCCCCAGGAGCCCCUGGACCCGAUGCCCCCAACGACCAUAUUAUUCCUCGUCCCGAGGACUUCUGCUUCGAAUGCCCACCAGGACCCGCUGGUACCCCAGGUCAACCCGGACCCAAGGGACCUCCCGGAAACGCAGGAGCACCCGGAGAACAAGGACCCAAUGGACGACCAGGAUCUCCAGGAGCUCCUGGACCCCAAGGACCUCCCGGACCCAACGGAAACGAUGGUCAACCAGGACAGCCUGGAGCACCAGGACAAGUCCGCACCGUUCCCUCACCACCUGGACCCCCAGGACAGCCCGGAGACCCAGGACCACAAGGACCACCUGGACCCGACGGACGCCCUGGAAAUCCUGGAACAUCUGGAUCACCUGGAGCACAAGGAGACCCAGGACAGGAUGGACCUCCUGGAAAUCCUGGAGCACCUGGACAGCCCGGAGCACCUGGAAAAGACGGACUCAAGGGAUCUUGCGAUCACUGCCCACCACCUCGUACUGCGCCCGGAUAUUAA